Racocetra fulgida is the source of this 918-nucleotide messenger RNA. Lineage: Eukaryota; Fungi; Glomeromycota; Glomeromycetes; Diversisporales; Gigasporaceae. The record is from the annotation of a GenBank genome assembly.
AUGGUUCUGGUGGCCAUACUUACGGCUUGCGUUAGCCUAGUCAGGAAUAUUUUGCAAGCCUUUUUCUACUUUAUUAUUCCACGUCCAGCGAUUACUGAUCCUCAAGCUAAUCGAAUAAGGGAUUCGCGAUUAACAGCACAAUUUAUAGAAAAAUUUGAACAAAAAUAUGGUCGUACGCAUCCAGACUUUUUUCAAGGGGCCUAUUCUCAGGCCUUAGAAAGAGCAAAAAAUGAUCUUCGUUUUGCUAUGAUAAUACUGCAAGCUGACGAACAUGAUAAUACAAAAAAAUUUAAUCGUGAUACAUUAACUUCAGAACUAUUGAUAUCGUUUCUUCGAGAAAAUGAUGUUUUAGUAUGGGCCGGAAAUAUAAAAGAUCCAGAAGCAUUUCAAGCGACAACAUACCCAUUUGUGGCUGUGAUUGUUCUUGCAACGCCUCAUGGGAAUAACGGGACUAGUCCAAAAAUGACGGUGGUGGAUCGUAUUGAAGAUUCAGCACGCCAGAUUCGUGAACAACAAGAUAACGCAUAUCUUGCAUCGUUGCAGGCUGAUCAAGCAAAAGAACGUAAAGCACGAGAAUUAGAAGAAGCAAAAAGAUUGGCAAGUGAACGUGCAAAAAGGGAAGCAGAAGAGCGCAAAUUGAUAUUGGCAAAUAAAGAAAAAUGGAGAAGAUGGGCUUUAACACAAUUACCGAAUGAACCCAAUCAAAAUGAAACAGAAGUUGCAAGUUUAAGUUUCCGACUAUUAAAUGCUGAUAUUCAGCCACCAAAAGAUUAUGAACAUAAUUUUGAUUUCUUGCUCGUUUCAUUUCCACGAACUGUACAUCAGGCAGAUAAAUUCAAGACUAUCAAAAAUGAAAAUGGGCUUUGGCCGUCUGCUAAUCUCAUUGUUGAAAGUUUAACAACUGAAGAUGAUGAGUGA